AUCACCGCCUCGACGUAGCUGUCGCUUGAAGCGGGCAAGCAACGCGAAAGAGGCGAAUUGUACACGACCGCAUUAAGCAAAAAGGGGAACCACCUCAUCGCUAAAACUGUAUCCAGCUCAUGAAUGUCUUUGCACUUUGCCGUUGCACCUAGUCUUCUCGAUCUUCUCUUGGCUAUCGGUAUAUUAGUCGUCGCCGCGCCGAGAGCUUAACGUUCCGCGCACUUGCACGCGCCGCAGCCGCAGCCGCAGCCGCAGCAGCAGCAUGUCUAAUCCACCAUCGGCGUCGCCGGUAACGCCGGCGACUCCACCUCCUCAAACUCCUGCCGUGACGCCUCCGCCUCCGGAUCCACCAGCAGUGACGCCCCCUCCGGUGACCCCGGUGACGCCGCCUCCUGUGACACCGGUGACGCCUCCUCCGGUGAUCCCGGUGACUCCCCCAGUGGCUGAUCCUCCCGCGAACACGGUGACUCCGCCAGUAGCCCAGCCUCCGGCGAACACGGUGACUCCCCCGGUAUCUCAGCCUCCCGUGGUGAAGCCCCCGGCUGUGAGUCCUCCGGUGAAUCCGCCGACGACGCCAAACCCAACACCAAACCCAACGCCGAUAAUACCACCUUCCCCACCACCACCAAGGGCGACGCCUACCCCAACGCCAGUAACACCGUCGCCCAGUCCACCAAGGCCGACGCCAACGCCAACACCGGUAACGCCGUCCCCUCCUCCACCGCGCAGGCCAUCGAAUCCGUCCCCGCCUCCCCCGGCAAACGUGCCAGGCUCAUUUUCCCCGCCGCCCGAUGCCCCAGCAGCUGCCUCGCCGCCACCCCCUGACGGAGUCCCAGGUACGGCGCCCCCGAACGACGUGCCAGCUGCACCGCCGCCGCCGCCAGCAGCGGACGCGCCGUCUACUUCGGCCUCGUCCUCUUCGUCGCCGGGCAGCGGGACCGCGGUGGGCGUGGGCGUGGCCGUCGGGGCCGUGUUCUUGCUCGGCCUCGCCGCCGCGGUCAUCUUCUUCUUCGUCGCCAGGCGCCGCCGCCGCCGCCGAAGGGUGCCGCCGCCGGGGACACCAGCGGACUUCUUCUACGACCCGAGGCAGCCGACGACGCCGCUGCAGCCGCAGUCGCUGUCGACGCCAUCAUCGACGCCGCCGCUGAUGCACUCGUGGCAGAGCAGCACCGCUGGCGGCGGCGGCGGCGCGCCGGGGUCCCCGCUGAUCCCGGGCAUGUCCGGCGGCACGUUCUCGUACGACGAGCUGGCGGCGGGGGCGGACGGGUUCUCGGAGGCGAACCUGCUGGGGCAGGGCGGGUUCGGGCACGUGUACAAGGGGACCGUCCGCGGGCAGGAGGUGGCCAUCAAGAAGCUGCGCGCCGGCAGCGGGCAGGGCCACCGCGAGUUCCGCGCCGAGGUGGACAUCAUCAGCCGCGUGCACCACAAGAACCUCGUCUCCCUCGUCGGCUUCUGCAUCCACGCCGAGCAGCGACUGCUCGUCUACGAGUACGUGCCCAACAAGACCCUCGAGUCCCACCUGCAUCACGGGAGCAACCGCGCGGCGCUAGAUUGGCCGCGCCGGUGGAAGAUCGCCGUCGGCUCCGCCAAGGGCCUCGCGUAUCUGCACGAGGACUGUCAUCCUAAGAUUAUCCAUCGUGACAUCAAGGCAGCAAACAUCCUUCUGGAUUAUAGCUAUGAGCCCAAGGUUGCAGAUUUUGGGCUGGCCAAAUGCCAAGAAGCAGAACAUACUGCUGUUUCUACGCGCGUGAUGGGAACUUUUGGAUAUCUGGCUCCGGAAUAUUACGCCACCGGCAAAGUUAGCGACCGGUCCGACGUCUUCUCCUUCGGCGUGAUGCUCCUGGAGCUGAUCACAGGAAGGACACCUAUCAUGACAUCUUCAGAUCAACAGCCUGAGACAUUGGUUGACUGGGCGAGGCCCUUUCUGACGAAGGCCGUGGAGGAGGAAAACUACGAGGAGCUGAUUGACCCGAGGCUGGAGACCAACUACGACGCGUACGACAUGGCGCGGCUCGUCGCGUGCGCCGCCGCCGCUGUGCGCAAAACCGCCAAGUCUCGCCCGCGGAUGACACAGAUCGUCCGGUACCUGGAGGGGGAGCUGUCGGCGGAGGACCUGAACGGCGGGCUGAAGCCGGGGCAGAGCGCGAUGCAGGGCGGCAACACGGACGAGGUGAGGCGGCUCAGGAAGAUGGCGUUCGGGCCAGGGACGACAGGGAUGACUGCCGGCACCACCAGCGAGUACGCCAGCAGCGAGCUCAGCGCGCCCACCAGCGAGUACGGGCUGAACCCGUCCAGCGAGUACACGGCAAGCAGCGCGGCGGACACGGAGGAGAUGAUGACGACGGACAUCGCGCCGAGAAACGGCUUCACCAACGGCAGGGGCGCCGGCCGAGAGGCGGGAAGCACGGAGAGGUUCAGCAGGCGCACCACCAUCAGCAGGCAGGCCGGACGUGCCAACCGGGGGUGACGACAUACGCGAACUUUUCAUUGAGUUCACGAGCGAAUCGAAGUAUCAUUGGCUCGUCUCGCAGGAAGAAAAAAAAUCGUUGGUCUUGUACAUACGUGGUGCUGCCGCCGUCAAAUUUGGUUUGCCGUUGUUUCUGUGUUGGGCUUUUCGGAAUUGGGCUUCCAGCAAUUUUUGCUGGCGGUGGAAAGGAAGCUGUAACUUGAAUAUACGUCCAUUAACCACUUGAGGCCGGGUGUUUCAACAUCUUUUUCUAAAAAAACCAUAGAAUGUGAGUAAUAAGUAGCCAAGACUUUUUUUUUUGAAUUGUAUUCUACUAUUCUGAUUAACUAGCGCGGUGACCCGCGCAGAUUGCGCGGCUAGACUUGUAUACUAAAGAGUAUUUUAUACAUACUUUUUGUUUUUCUAAUAGACUGAUUCUAUAUGCAAUUUAGGUGUAUGUAUUUGUAUGCAAUUUGAUUUUUGAA
Messenger RNA from Brachypodium distachyon (stiff brome), 2931 nucleotides. RefSeq names its product proline-rich receptor-like protein kinase PERK3. The record is from RefSeq and is a predicted model, not a curated record. Gene Ontology annotation, molecular function: protein kinase activity; ATP binding. The coding region runs from base 263 to 2467 and encodes 734 amino acids. NCBI's taxonomy places the organism in Eukaryota, Viridiplantae, Streptophyta, Magnoliopsida, Poales, Poaceae. The transcript has 8 exons. Gene Ontology annotation, biological process: protein phosphorylation.